Sphaerodactylus townsendi is the source of this 2172-nucleotide messenger RNA. RefSeq lists its product as uncharacterized. The record is from RefSeq and is a predicted model, not a curated record. Gene Ontology annotation, biological process: DNA integration. NCBI's taxonomy places the organism in Eukaryota, Metazoa, Chordata, Lepidosauria, Squamata, Sphaerodactylidae. The coding region runs from base 58 to 2154 and encodes 698 amino acids. The transcript has a single exon. Gene Ontology annotation, molecular function: RNA-DNA hybrid ribonuclease activity; RNA stem-loop binding.
CAUGCAGUUUUAGCCGUGUUAGAACGAAAAGGGGGCCACUGGUUAACUCAGCAACGCAUGGCAAAAUACCAGGCCAUCCUAAUUGACAGCCCAGGGGUAAAGUGCGCAGUCUCCACCAGGCUAAACCCAGCUACGCUUCUGCCUGAUGAGAGUCCUCUUCUGCAUGAUUGCAUUGAAACCAUAGACAUGACUUACGCGGCCCGUGCAGACUUACAGGAUCAGCCAUUAGAAAACCCAGAGGUAGAAUUUUGGACAGAUGGGAGCAGCUAUAUGGUGGAGGGGAAGCGGUUUUCUGGUUUUGCAGUUGUCACCCAGAACUCAGUCAUAGAAGCCAGAACACUGCCCCCUACAUAUUCUGCACAGGCUGCGGAACUCAUGGCUGUAAUGCGAGCGCUGGUCCUGGCAACAGGCCAGCGGGCAAAUAUAUACACAGACUCCAGAUAUGCCUUUGGGGUUGCACAUGCGUUUGGGGAACUUUGGAAACAAAGGGGUUUACUAACCUCUAAAGGAUCAAAAAUCAAACAUGCCUCGCUUGUGCUGGGCCUUCUGGAGGCCAUAGACGGACCUAGCGAACUUGCAAUUGUACACUGCAAGGGACAUGCAGCAGGGGACUCCAUCCUGGCUCGGGGUAACAGAAGGGCAGACACCGCCGCAAAAGCAGCAGCAGGGGGAAAGCAGGUUUACUACACUACUAAGGAAGCUGUUGCAAAAGCCCUCAUUGAAAGGUUACAAAGACCUAGAAAAACUUUUUGGGAGGAAAUGGAGGAAAGGGAUGAGGAGUAUUUAGAAAGGGCAGCCUGGGCACAAGAGGUAUGGGAACACGAACAUGCUGCCAUAACAGGAGCCCUCAUCCCAGCAGUACAGGACUUAGACCCAAUAUACACACAAAAAGAAAACAAAUUCGCUGAAGGGAAUGGACUACACUCCAGGGAGGACGGAUGGUGGGAAACAGAGCAAGGAAAAAUCUUUGUGCCUGAAGGGCUGGUAUUUCAGAUCUUGAAGAACCUCCACACAGGCACCCACAUUGGGUGUCAGGGUCUGAUAAAUUGGUUUAAUCUAUAUUUUAUUGGAGCCAAAGUCAGAGCACAGGCAGAAGCAAUUACAAAAAACUGUGUUAUCUGCCAACGGACAAACGUUUCCUCCAACCGUCCUGUGGUUUGUGGGAAGGUAUUUAGGGGACAACACCCUGGCUCCAGCUGGCAGUGUGACUUCACUGAACUGCCUCGAGCUGCAGGAUACAGGUACCUCCUUGUGUUUGUAGAUACCAUGUCGGGCUGGCCCCUAGCCUACCCCUGCAGAACGUGCCAAGCCAAAGAGGUGGUCAAGGUACUCCUAAAGGACAUUGUCCCGGCCUAUGGGUUCCCGUGGGAGGGCAUAGGAUCCGACAAUGGCGCUGCCUUCAUGGCUCAGGUAGUACAGGAGGUCAGCAGAAUCCUCAGGAUCCCCUGGAAGCUUCACAGCUCCUGGCGGCCCCAAUCCUCUGGGAUGGUUGAGAGAAUGAACAGGUCCGUGAAGGUUUCUCUGACCAAGAUUAUGCAGGAGACCUCCUUAAAAUGGCCCGACGCUCUUCCCUUGGCCCUCUUGCGAGUAAGAACCAGCCCCCGAGGAAAAUGGAAACUCAGCCCUUUUGAAAUCAUGUAUGGGAGACCCUACCCUCUAUCCCGACCCAUCCUGGCUGACGAAGCCAGGGUAGGUGAUGCUUUAACUGUCGAAUAUAUUUCUUGCCUAGCUGCCUCAGUCUCACAGCUGCACCGUGACCUGAACGAAAUCCGACCAGAAGGACUGACUGCCCCGCUGCAUCCUUUCGUGCCGGGAGACUGGGUCUACAUCAAAGGCUACAAGAAGGAGCCUCUCAUUCCGGUGUGGAAGGGCCCCUUCCAAGUCCUCCUUGCCACUCAAGCUUCGGUGAAAGUCGGAGGGGUAAAGACCUGGGUCCAUCACACUCGCCUGAAACACGCUGACGCACCACCCCUUGUGGAAGCUAGAGAAACAGCGGCUCGUGACGAGGACAUCUGGUCGGCUGAAUUGGGAUCUGAUUUGCGCAUGCUUUUCCGCAGAAAGCCAGCCCACUGUGAAACACCCCCUCCGGCACCUGAAGCUGAAGAGGACGAAACUGACGCAGCCCUAACCUUGCCGGAAAACGAACACAUCUAAACUACCUGUUGGAGUAUU